Kogia breviceps (pygmy sperm whale) is the source of this 6366-nucleotide messenger RNA. Lineage: Eukaryota; Metazoa; Chordata; Mammalia; Artiodactyla; Physeteridae. The record is from RefSeq and is a predicted model, not a curated record.
CGCAGCCUGGAAGGCAUGGCGCUGCCCCUGGAGGUGCGGGCCCGGCUGGCCGAGCUGGAGCUGGAGCUGUCGGAAGGUUUCGAGAGAGGAUAGCAGCCUGAGAUUUCUGAGUUGUAUCUGGAGGUUCUCCGAGCUGACUGCUAGUGGCAUGAUUUAGUAGUGGAGCUGAAAUAGAACACCUGCAUGGAGGUGACAUCACACAAAAAGGAUAUGAAAAGAAGAGAUCAAAAUUGAUUGGAGCCUACCUGCCCCAGCCUCCAACAGCGAAUGGAGCUGCCGUGGUCCGGUGUAGACUGCAGCACAGUGAAGGAGCCCCGAGAAGAAUGCUGCAGGCUGGCAACAUCGGGGUGUGUGACAUCCGAGACGCCGCGGUCAGAGAGCGGGCGGCCAGCACCGCAGGAAACCGGCCACUGUUUUACUUUCGUUUCGGAGUGGAUCAAGCUUUGCCUCCAGAGCGCCGGGCUCCAGUUACUCCUUCCUCUGCCUCUCGCUACCACCGCCGAAGGUCCUCAGGGUCACGAGAUGAGCGCUAUCGGUCAGACGUCCAUACAGAAGCUGUCCAGGCUGCGCUCGCUAAACACAAAGAAAGGAAGAUGGCAGUGCCUAUGCCUUCCAAACGCAGGUCCUUGGUUGUGCAGACCUCGAUGGAUGCCUACACACCCCCAGAUACCUCCUCUGGCUCAGAAGACGAAGGCUCGGUGCAGGGCGACUCCCAGGGCACCCCCACCUCCAGCCAGGGCAGCAUCAACAUGGAGCACUGGAUCAGCCAGGCCAUCCACGGCUCCACCACCUCCACCACCUCCUCCUCUUCCACCCAGAGUGGGGGGAGCGGCGCCGCCCACAGGCUGGCUGACGUCAUGGCUCAGACGCACCUAGAAAAUCACUCUGCACCUCCCGAUGUAACCACUUACACCUCAGAACACUCAAUACAAGUAGAAAGGCCGCAGGGCUCUACGACGUCAAGAACAGCCCCAAAGUAUGGCAAUGCCGAGCUCAUGGAGACUGGCGAUGGAGUGCCUGUAAGUAGCCGGGUAUCAGCAAAAAUCCAGCAGCUUGUCAAUACCCUCAAACGACCCAAACGACCACCAUUGCGGGAAUUCUUCGUCGAUGACUUUGAAGAACUGCUGGAAGUUCAACAACCAGAUCCAAACCAGCCAAAGCCAGAGGGAGCCCAAAUGUUGGCGAUGCGUGGGGAACAGCUGGGUGUGGUUACAAAUUGGCCCCCAUCUUUAGAAGCAGCGUUACAGCGAUGGGGGACCAUCUCACCAAAGGCCCCGUGCUUGACCACGAUGGACACGAAUGGGAAACCUCUGUACAUCCUCACUUACGGCAAACUGUGGACAAGAAGUAUGAAGGUUGCUUACAACAUUCUGCAUAAAUUAGGUACAAAACAAGAACCUAUGGUGCGACCUGGAGAUAGGGUGGCACUGGUGUUCCCCAACAAUGACCCUGCCGCCUCCAUGGUGGCUUUCUAUGGCUGCCUGCUGGCCGAAGUUGUGCCUGUGCCCAUCGAGGUGCCCCUCACAAGAAAGGACGCAGGAAGCCAGCAGAUAGGGUUCUUGCUUGGAAGCUGUGGAGUGACUGUAGCCUUGACAAGCGACGCUUGCCACAAAGGGCUGCCGAAGAGCCCGACGGGGGAGAUCCCACAGUUCAAAGGUUGGCCAAAGCUAUUAUGGUUUGUCACAGAGUCAAAACAUCUCUCUAAACCUCCUCGAGAUUGGUUCCCGCACAUUAAGGAUGCAAAUAAUGACACUGCGUAUAUCGAGUACAAGACAUGCAAGGAUGGGAGCGUGCUUGGGGUGACCGUGACGAGGAUCGCGCUUCUGACCCACUGCCAGGCCCUCACACAGGCGUGUGGCUACACAGAAGCUGAAACAAUUGUGAAUGUGUUGGAUUUCAAGAAAGACGUUGGGCUUUGGCACGGAAUCCUAACAAGCGUCAUGAACAUGAUGCACGUGAUCAGCAUCCCGUACUCGCUGAUGAAGGUGAACCCACUGUCCUGGAUUCAGAAGGUCUGCCAGUACAAAGCAAAAGUGGCCUGUGUCAAAUCCAGGGACAUGCACUGGGCAUUGGUGGCACACAGGGAUCAGAGAGACAUCAACCUCUCCUCUCUCCGGAUGCUGAUAGUGGCCGACGGCGCAAAUCCCUGGUCUAUUUCUUCCUGUGACGCAUUUCUCAACGUCUUCCAAAGUAAAGGUCUACGCCAGGAGGUCAUCUGUCCUUGCGCCAGCUCACCAGAGGCUCUCACUGUGGCCAUCAGGAGGCCCACCGAUGACAGCAACCAGCCCCCAGGCCGCGGCGUCCUCUCCAUGCACGGGCUGACCUAUGGGGUCAUCCGGGUGGACUCGGAGGAAAAGCUUUCUGUACUCACCGUGCAGGACGUCGGCCUCGUGAUGCCUGGAGCCAUCAUGUGUUCGGUGAAGCCGGACGGGGUUCCCCAGCUGUGCAGGACGGACGAAGUCGGGGAGCUCUGCAUGUGCGCGGUUGCCACGGGCACGUCCUACUACGGCCUCUCGGGUAUGACCAAGAACACCUUCGAGGUGUUCCCGGUGACGAGCUCGGGGGCCCCGGUCAGCGAGUACCCCUUCGUGAGGACCGGCCUGCUGGGCUUUGUCGGCCCUGGGGGCCUCGUGUUCGUGGUGGGCAAGAUGGACGGGCUCAUGGUGGUCAGUGGGCGCAGACACAAUGCCGAUGACAUCGUGGCCACAGCACUGGCCGUGGAGCCCAUGAAGUUCGUGUACAGGGGAAGAAUAGCCGUGUUUUCGGUGACCGUCCUGCACGACGAGAGGAUCGUGAUCGUGGCUGAGCAGAGGCCGGACUCCACGGAGGAGGACAGCUUCCAGUGGAUGAGCAGGGUGCUGCAGGCAAUCGACAGUAUACAUCAAGUUGGGGUUUAUUGUCUGGCACUGGUUCCAGCAAACACUCUCCCCAAAACCCCACUCGGUGGCAUCCAUUUGUCAGAAACGAAGCAGCUUUUCCUGGAGGGCUCACUUCACCCCUGCAAUGUCCUGAUGUGCCCCCACACGUGUGUCACAAACCUGCCCAAGCCUCGGCAGAAGCAACCAGAGAUUGGCCCUGCCUCUGUGAUGGUGGGGAACCUGGUGUCUGGGAAGAGGAUUGCACAGGCCAGCGGCAGAGACCUGGGCCAGAUAGAAGACAAUGACCAGGCCCGGAAGUUCCUGUUCCUCUCGGAGGUCCUGCAGUGGAGGGCGCAGACCACUCCUGAUCACGUGCUGUACACGCUGCUCAACUGUAGGGGCACAAUAGCGAACUCGCUGACGUGUGUCCAGCUGCACAAGCGGGCUGAGAAGAUAGCCGUGAUGCUGAUGGAGAGAGGGCACCUGCAGGAUGGGGACCACGUCGCUCUGGUCUACCCACCGGGAAUAGACCUUAUCGCAGCAUUUUAUGGUUGCCUGUAUGCAGGCUGUGUGCCAAUAACCGUCCGUCCUCCACACCCACAGAACAUCGCAACCACGCUGCCAACCGUGAAAAUGAUUGUGGAGGUGAGCCGCUCCGCCUGUUUGAUGACAACACAACUGAUCUGUAAAUUGUUACGGUCCAGGGAGGCAGCUGCAGCUGUAGAUGUCAGGGCCUGGCCCCCGAUACUGGACACAGAUGAUUUGCCAAAGAAGCGGCCUGCCCAGAUCUACAAACCUUCCAACCCAGACACACUAGCCUAUCUUGAUUUUAGUGUGUCCACGACUGGGAUGCUAGCUGGAGUGAAGAUGUCUCACGCAGCCACCAGUGCCUUCUGCCGUUCUAUUAAGCUGCAGUGUGAGCUCUACCCCUCUAGAGAAGUGGCCAUCUGCCUGGACCCUUACUGUGGACUUGGGUUUGUCCUGUGGUGCCUCUGUAGCGUGUAUUCCGGGCACCAGUCCAUCCUCAUCCCGCCUGCAGAACUGGAGACCAACCCUGCCUUGUGGCUGCUUGCCGUGAGUCAGUACAAAGUCCGGGAUACAUUUUGCUCCUACUCAGUGAUGGAACUGUGUACCAAGGGGCUGGGCUCGCAGACAGAAUCCCUCAAGGCACGAGGACUGGACUUGUCCCGCGUGCGGACCUGUGUAGUGGUGGCAGAAGAACGGCCCCGAAUAGCACUCACCCAGUCAUUCUCAAAACUGUUUAAAGACCUGGGCCUCCAUCCACGGGCUGUUAGCACCUCGUUUGGCUGUAGAGUGAACCUGGCGAUUUGCUUGCAGCCCCACCGGCUGUGGAAGCUGGCUGAGAAGGGGACCUCGGGGCCCGAUCCGACCACCGUCUACGUGGACAUGAGAGCUCUGAGACAUGACAGAGUCCGUUUAGUAGAAAGAGGAUCUCCUCAUAGUUUGCCCCUGAUGGAAUCAGGAAAAAUACUUCCAGGGGUUCGGAUCAUAAUUGCCAAUCCAGAAACAAAAGGACCAUUGGGAGACUCACACCUGGGUGAGAUCUGGGUUCACAGUGCCCACAAUGCCAGUGGUUAUUUCACUAUUUAUGGGGAUGAAUCCCUCCAGUCAGAUCACUUCAACUCAAGAUUAAGUUUUGGAGACACACAGACCGUCUGGGCACGAACAGGCUAUUUGGGGUUCCUGCGGAGAACUGAACUCACUGAUGCAAACGGAGAGCGCCACGACGCCCUCUACGUGGUGGGGGCCCUAGAUGAGGCCAUGGAGCUGCGCGGCAUGAGGUAUCACCCAAUAGACAUCGAGACCUCCGUCAUCAGAGCCCACAAAAGUGUCACGGAAUGUGCUGUGUUCACCUGGACAAAUUUGCUGGUGGUUGUGGUUGAGCUCGACGGGUCCGAGCAGGAAGCCCUGGACCUGGUCCCCCUGGUGACCAACGUGGUCCUGGAGGAGCACUACCUGGUGGUGGGGGUGGUGGUGGUGGUGGACAUCGGCGUCAUCCCCAUCAACUCCCGGGGGGAGAAGCAGCGCAUGCACCUCCGCGACGGCUUCCUGGCCGACCAGCUGGACCCCAUUUACGUGGCCUACAACAUGUAGACACUCCCAGAGGUGGGCCGUCUGCUCAGUGUCGCGAGUGUGCAGACGCCAGGGCGAGUUUCCGAGCGGAGCCUUUGCCAAGUGGUGGGGAGGAGACUUUCCACUCGUCCUGAUCGGCACGGGGAUGAGACGAGAAAUGUGAAGUUUGCUCAGAAGGACUUUGUGUUACUGCCUUCAGUUUGUUGGAAAAGCCCAUUUCAAAAACUUUUUCUUUUUUUUUUUAAUUAUUGGAUAAUAAGUGCUUUCUUCGUAAAUGUGGUAUUUUGUUAAGCCAAAAUAGCAAUUAAAAAAAUAUUCUGCCCUCCAGAUGGGUUCUUUUAAACAAUUUAUGUAGUGUAACAAAGAAUUGUUUUCUCUGUUUUAAUGUGUCAUGAAAUCUUAAUGCCAUGGACCUGCUACUAAUUUAAGCCAUUGCUGGAGCUCAUCCUUUUAGGACAGUUUGUUGAGGUACGAGAAAACCUUCCAAAUAGCACCUUCCAAUUAGAUUUUAGCAGCUUUCUUUGUCCGAAAUGUGCUGAAGAAACAGGCUAAUAAUCGGCCUUUGAAUUUUAGCAUGGAAUGAGAAGAAAUUAUAAAUAAGGUGUAUUUCGGCAAUUACCUUGCAGAUAUCUUUGUACUAAACUAAAAUGAUAAAAUAAGUUAACUUCUUAUGUAAUUAUGUACAAAACGUUUAAUUUAUUUUGAUCUCUUUAGAAGUAUAACAGAGAAAACAUUCAAGAAUAUUAAAGUCUUGUAAUGUUUGCUAAUAUAAAAAGUGUUGUAUUAUCUUGCGUGGAUAGCAUCACAACAAAUAUAUAUAUAUGAAAUAUAAAUUCACUAAGAACAAAGGAGAUUUUAAAGUUUAAAACGCAGAACCUGUCACUUGCAUGGCGUCCCCUCCACUGCACUGUAGAUAGACUCUCGCCCGUUGCUGGUGUGCGCGGCCAGACAGCCAGCAGCACAGUCGGAACCUUUCCUCUGGAACCAGAGACCAGCAAGUGGCGGUGUCGCCUCAGAGGUGGCGGAUCGGAGCUGGACGUGCACUUUUCCCUCUGCUGAGGGGUCUCGACGGAUUGUCAGUGCUGCGUGCCCACCGCACUGCACGGCCUGGGGAGCAGCUGGCCCACAGCACGCGCUCCCUCGGCCGCAAGAAUUCAUUGCACAAUGUUCCCAUCAUUUUUGUUUGUGUCACCUUUUUUUGGUCCUCGGUAUGAAAAGGAAUGUCAUUCUGUGGUCAUUUGCAGCGGGUUGUGCUGACUCCCUCAGCGGCUUUAAGGGAAGAUACUCACCAGGGAGGGGGUCAUGCCUGGGGAGCCGCCCCCACUGCCGGGACAACAGAGCUACUGGCUGGGGCAGGAGGCCCCCAACGCCCCCUCUUCCCCCCCACACACCCCACCCCCGUCACCGCACCUCC